AUGGCCGCACAACAAUCAUACUACGAGCUCUACCGUGGGAGCAGCCUCGGCCUGUCCCUGACGGAUACCCUGGACGACUUGAUCAACGAGGGCCGUAUCGAGCCCCAGCUCGCGAUGAAGAUCCUGUCCACCUUUGACAAGGUGGUCACCGAGGUUCUGGCCGAGAAGGGCCACCUUGAUACGUACCGAUUCUGCGACGAGGUCUGGACAUUCCUGAUUAAGGAUGUCCAGUUCAAACUCGACAACCAGACUACCAUCAACGCGGACCGAGUGAAGAUCGUGAGCUGCAACAGCAAGCGACCGGGCGAGACAUAG
Messenger RNA from Penicillium cataractarum, 315 nucleotides. Its product is annotated as transcription initiation factor IIA subunit gamma. The record is from RefSeq and is a predicted model, not a curated record. Gene Ontology annotation, molecular function: TBP-class protein binding; RNA polymerase II general transcription initiation factor activity. Gene Ontology annotation, cellular component: transcription factor TFIIA complex. Gene Ontology annotation, biological process: RNA polymerase II preinitiation complex assembly; transcription initiation at RNA polymerase II promoter. The coding region runs from base 1 to 315 and encodes 104 amino acids. Lineage: Eukaryota; Fungi; Ascomycota; Eurotiomycetes; Eurotiales; Aspergillaceae. The transcript is spliced from 3 exons.